AUGGCCGACGAAAAGGAGAUUCAGCCUUCGGUGAAAAGUCCCCCAAAGGGCAAGACCGUCAGCGAGAAGAACGCCGACGUCACGUUACGGCUCCUUGAGCAGCACGGCGAUGAUUUCGGUCCACUUACCCCCGAAGCGGAGAAGAAGCUGCGACGGAAGUUGUACUGGCGCAUCAUGACGCUUCUUUCUGCCAUCAACAUCAUGCUUUUCGUCGACAAGUCGACGCUGGGAUACGCUGCCAUCUUGGGUCUCUUUGAGGAAACCGGUAUUAGGCAAGCGCAGUAUAACAACCUGAACACCAUGUUCUACGUCGGGUACUUAGCUUUCCAAUGGCCUGGGCACUAUCUGAUGCAACGUUUGCCUUUUGGCAAAUACGUUGCAAUCACUGUCUUCAUUUGGGCAGUGAUCAUCUUCCUGCACUGUGUCGCAACCCGAUACGCUGGACUUGUGGUGAUGAGACUCGCUCUCGGCGCUGCAGAAGCCGUAAUCGUUCCCGCAAUGGAAGUCACUAUCGGCAUGUUCUUCAACCGACAUGAACAGUCUUUCCUACAGCCCGUGCUGUGGAUCACCUGUCAAGCAGCGCCUAUCCUGACUGGUUUCAUCUCCUACGGCCUCCUAUGGAGCACUGGCCCGGUCCUACCCUGGAAGCUUCUUCAUGUCGUUACCGGCGGGCUGACGCUCAUACUUGCCAUCUGGGUGUGGAUCGACUACCCCAGCAACCCCGCCGAGGCGCGCUUCCUCACUCUCGAAGAAAAGGUCCAGGUCAUUCGCCGCGUACACAAAGCCCAGCAAAGCUCCAUUGAGCAGAAGCAUUUCAAGAAGGAGCAGUUCAUCGAGACGAUGAAGGAUCCCGUGUCAUGGCUCUUUGCGCUGCAGUCAUUCACGCUAAUGUACUCGAACAACCUCAACUACGGGCAGAAGAACCUCAUCACCACCUCCAUUGGCAUCAAACCUCUUGGGUCUACACUCGUCGCCGCAGCAGGUGGUGCUUUUGGCGUGGCCUGUUGUAUUGUUGCGACUUUGGCUUUGCGAAGAUGGCCAAGUAAUCUGGCUCUCCACGGAACAGUAUGGUGUAUGCCCGCUGUCGCCGGAGGUAUCGCGAUGAUCACGGUCGACUGGGAGCAGAAGAUCGGGCUCCUCGGGUGUCUUAUCUUAGCAGCGUCGACUUAUGGCGUCACAUACAUCAUUGCCUUGGGCUGGACCACAUCUACAGCGGCUGGGUACACCAAGAAGCUGACGCGCAAUGUCAUGUUUAUGCUGGGAUACAGCGUCGGAAAUCUUGUGUCCCCACAGAUCUGGAUCCCCAGCAAUGCGCCGAGGUUUUAUGGUGCAUGGGUAUCUAUGAUCACGGUCAGCUGGGUAGGUACACCAGUCAUCCUGUGGAUCAUCCGCUUCAUCUUGGCGAGAAGGAAUGCGGAGAGGAGGGAGUAUAUUACCUCUUUGAGUGAUGAUGAGCGCGAAGGCUACGUGGAGCAAGUGGAUGAGAACGGAGAGGUUGUCAGGGUCAAGGUUGACAUCGCAGUUUUGGACCUUACGGACCUGCAGAACAAACAGUUCAUCUACCCCAUCUAG
Messenger RNA from Colletotrichum chrysophilum, 1572 nucleotides. RefSeq lists its product as uncharacterized. NCBI's taxonomy places the organism in Eukaryota, Fungi, Ascomycota, Sordariomycetes, Glomerellales, Glomerellaceae. The transcript is spliced from 3 exons. The record is from RefSeq and is a predicted model, not a curated record. Bases 1 to 1572 code for a protein of 523 amino acids. Gene Ontology annotation, cellular component: membrane. Gene Ontology annotation, biological process: transmembrane transport; L-cysteine transport. Gene Ontology annotation, molecular function: L-cysteine transmembrane transporter activity.